AUGUCGCGGAUCUCCUUCCUCGUUGGCUUCGACCGCAUCGGACAGUCAUCGCCCGCGGACAUCGCUGCCGCUGUGGAGACCGACCAUAAUGCAGAGGUGCACAGCAGACGGGCGCUGCGCAGGAAGGGCGAGGAAGACCUGGGGCAAUUCUGGGAGGAGACCAGAGUCGGCCUUGUAAAUCGAAUGAGGUGGGCCCUUGUUACGAAGGACCCUCGCAAGCUGUACUGGGAUUUGUUCGUGGGAGCGAUGAUCUUGUACAGCAUCGUGGUCAUUCCGUGGCGGAUCUCCUUCAGGCAGGACGCAAGCGGGGCAAUGCUCAUCUUCGACUACAUAGUCGAUGUCAUUUUCGGCAUCGACAUUAUUCUGUGUUUCAACUCCGCCUACUUCGAGGAGGACGUUUUGGUUUACAAGCGAGCGACGAUCGCGAGGAAGUACGUGUCGACGUGGUUUGGGCCGGACGUCUUGGGCACCGUGCCUUUUGCGUCACUCAUAGGGCUCUUCAUCACCACCGUGGAUAGCCUGCAAAGCGUCAACUUCUUACGGCAAGAUGGCUUCGUUUUUGCCAAUUACGUAGUAGCAGCGCUGGUACGUGUGUUCCGGCUGCUGAAGCUGAUGCGGAUCCUGCGGCUCUCUAGAAAAAUGGCGAAAGUCGACUUCUCCCGGCGGUUAAACCCCUCGAUCGUGCGGCUUAUCAAGCUGCUCGGAAAGAUCGUCUUUGCUGGACACUUGCUUGGCUGCACGUGGUUCGUGGUGGAUGAGUGCGACGUCGACGGCGGUGACGACAUGUGGCCGAAAUGUGGAGGGGAAAGCCUCGGCUCAAAAGUGAGAGAACGAGACAGUUUAUAUCCCAGAGCGCAAUGA
Molecule: messenger RNA, 861 nt
Organism: Ectocarpus sp. CCAP 1310/34
Lineage: Eukaryota; Phaeophyceae; Ectocarpales; Ectocarpaceae
Source: the annotation of a GenBank genome assembly